Messenger RNA from Fraxinus pennsylvanica, 1677 nucleotides. NCBI's taxonomy places the organism in Eukaryota, Viridiplantae, Streptophyta, Magnoliopsida, Lamiales, Oleaceae. The record is from the annotation of a GenBank genome assembly.
AUGGCGGGGGAUAAAGGAGGUACUUCAAGGGAACUUGAUCAGACACCGACAUGGGCGGUGGCGGUUGUGUGUGCAAUUAUCAUAAUAAUCUCGAUUGCCUUGGAAAAGAUUCUUCACAAAGUUGGAAUGUGGUUAACGGAUAGGCGUAAGAAAGCUCUUUACGAGGCAUUGGAGAAGAUCAAAGCUGAGUUGAUGAUACUCGGUUUCAUCUCGCUCAUUCUUGUGUUCUGUCAAUAUUAUAUUGCUGAAAUCUGCAUACCUAUUCAUGUUGCGAAUACCAUGUUGCCUUGUCCUUUAAAAGCCGCAGAAGACAAAAAGGAUACUAAGGGAGAUGAUGGUCAUCGUAGACUUCUAUGGUAUGAUCGUAGAGUUUUGGCUGGUGGUAAAGAAGCCAAGUGCAAGGAGGACCAUGUAUCACUUAUAUCAGUCGAUGGACUGCAUCAGAUUCACAUCCUUAUCUUCUUUCUUGCUGUUGUCCAUGUGAUUUACAGUGCUAUUACUAUGGCCCUCGGAAGACUGAAGAUUCGUGGCUGGAAGCAAUGGGAAGAGGAGACUUCAUCCCAUGACUAUGAGUUUUCAAAUGAUCCUUCAAGAUUCAGGUUUACUCAUGAGACAUCUUUUGUGAGAGCACACACUAGUUUCUGGACCAGGAUUCCGUUAUUCUUCUAUAUUGGAUGCUUUUUUCGUCAAUUUUUUAGGUCUGUUAGCAAAUCUGACUACAUGACCCUGCGUCAUGGGUUUAUCUCUGUCCAUUUAGCACCUGGGAGCAAAUUUAACUUCCAAAAGUAUAUCAAAAGGUCACUGGAGGAUGACUAUAAGACAGUUGUGGGAGUCAGUCCAGUAUUAUGGGGGUCAUUUGUGGUGUUCUUGCUCCUAAAUGUUAAUGGGUGGAAGGCAUUGUUUUGGGCAUCCUUAAUUCCUCUAAUUAUAAUCUUAGCUGUCGACACAAAGCUACAAGCCAUUUUGACAAAGAUGGCCCUCGAUAUUACAGAAAGACAUGCAGUGGUUCAAGGCAUUCCACUUGUGCAAGGCUCAGAUAAAUAUUUUUGGUUUGGUCGGCCCCAGUUAGUACUUAACUUAAUACACUUUGCGCUGUUUCAGAAUGCCUUUCAGAUAACAUAUUUUUUGUGGAUUUGGUAUGAAUAUAGUCUCAACUCUUGCUUCCAUGAGAAUCUCAAGCUUGUCAUAGCAAAAACUUGCCUAGGGGUGGGAGUCCUAUUCUUAUGCAGCUAUAUUACGCUUCCACUCUAUGCCCUUAUUGCUCAGAUGGGAUCACAUAUGAAGAAAUCUAUCUUUGAUGAACAAACAUCGAAAGCCCUUAAGAAGUGGCAUAUGGAUGUGAAGAAGAAGAAUAAGGGAGGUCGAGAAGGUAGGUCUGCACGAACCCUGGGUGAUGCAAGUCCCACUUCUUCAAUGGGCUCACCUUUCCACUCGACUGGUGCUGCACUUCAUCGUUUCAAAACUACUGGCCACUCAACAAGUCAAUUUGAUUAUGAUGACCACGAAGCAUCUGAUCUAGAGGGUGAGCCAUCAUCACGUUUGGAACCGACAUCCAGCUUAAUCGUAAGAGUUGCUCAAGAUGAUGAUAUGGAUAAUGACACGAGUAGGCCACACAGUGGAAAAGAAACUACGAAUGAAGAUGACUUCUCAUUUGCUAAACCUGCUACCCCAAAGUGA